UACAUUAUUCACAUUUUUCACGUUUGGGGUUUUUGUUGUCUUUUCUGAUCGAUGGAGAGAGGUGGCAGUAGGGGGAGAAGAGGGGGUGCUGGCAGCGGUGGAGGUAGAGGAAGAGGAGAUGAUCGUCAUCAUAAUCAGCAGCAGCAGCGGCAGUCAGGGAGAGGGUCAAGCCAAGGCCAUGUGGGUCCUAGCCAAAGUGAAUCCCAGAAGAGCCAUGUUGGUGGCGGCCAUCAUUCCGGUAGUGGUGGAGGAACUGGGUCUCGGGUUUCUGGUAAUUGUUGGGAGCGGGGUGCUUCUUUUGCCCAAGUUGUGUCACAGAGGGCCCCUGUUUCUCCUCAACAGGCUCCUGGUAUGUGAUUUCUAUGCUAGUUUCUUAGAUUUCUUUGGCUGUGUUUUAAUCUUUGCUAGCAAUAUAUGUGAUAGAAGUGAAAAAGGGUACAAAACUAGAAUUGGGGGUUGAGAUUUUGUUUUUCUGCAACUAAGAACACUUAGGCUCCGUUUGCUAUAGCGGUUUUGAGGUAACGGUUAGCAUUUUACCUAAAUCGUUAAGUAUAAAUGUUUGGUAAAUUU
This is a messenger RNA of Rubroshorea leprosula, 570 nucleotides long. Lineage: Eukaryota; Viridiplantae; Streptophyta; Magnoliopsida; Malvales; Dipterocarpaceae. The record is from the annotation of a GenBank genome assembly.